This is a messenger RNA of Xyrichtys novacula (pearly razorfish), 22037 nucleotides long. Lineage: Eukaryota; Metazoa; Chordata; Actinopteri; Labriformes; Labridae. The record is from the annotation of a GenBank genome assembly.
CUGAUUGAUCACGACUUAUAAUAAAUGUAUUAAUAUCAAAAUAAGUUAUCUAAAAUAAUUUAUUUCCUCUGCCUGUAUGAAUCAAUGAGGCUCAUGCACGUUCUCUCUUAAUGCCUUAUUCAACCCCCCCGACCUCAUCCCCCACCCUUCUGCCUUGUCAAUCAGUAGAAGGAGGAAAAAGUCAUUAAAUCUCUCUGUUGGCCAUACAUGUAAUUACAGUCUGCCUGUAUGUUGCUAAAUACGCCCCGGCGCUAGUCUGGUCUCCCUGGUCAUGUUUUUUCCUCCCACCGGUCGUGUUUAAAGCUCUUAUAAUUGGCAGAGGCAGCGUGUCAGGAUUAGAAGCUGCUGGUCUGAAACCUCGACCCCCCCGCCCCCCUUUAGACAACCACAACUUUAAACCUUGGCCUCCCUCUUACCCAACAUGUCUUUUGAUUAAAAACAGAAUAUCAGUAAUUCUAAUACAGUGAAGCUGUAGAGACAUGUAGCUCUGAAUGUACUCUCUUAUGGCAGUCUAUUUCAUAUGGAGAUGUGGUGGCUAACCCAACCAAACACUCAACAUUUACCAAUCAAUUUCUCUAUUGAAAUAUCUCUCCCCACACUGUCAUACCUGUGCUCUCAUUUAUCAUAUAUCCCUCUGUAAAACCUUCUCAAUUACCUAUCUCUACAUACUUAUAUGAAGCCUAUCAUGGAUCAGAUUGUUAGCCUUGUAAAGGUUUUUACAAGUGUUAAAUAAGUUGGUGUAUAUUUGACUGGUGCCUGCAGGACGCUUGUGGUUAGUUGUCUACCUCUCUCAUCUCACAGCAGUCCUCUCUUCAGCACAAGACUCUCCAAAGUGGCAGUCACUGCAAAAACAGCCCACUGUUGGAGAAAGUCCUCUCAGUAUUUAUACAUAUUUAACCCAUCAUUGGUGGUGUAAAAUAUUAUCAUCUUGAUUAAAAAUCCUGAUGUACUAGGAUGUAGCAUGACCCUUUUUUUAUUUUUUUUUAAUUAAUUCACUUUUCGCAGUACCACAGGGCUCCCCCUGUCUCACUGGUUGUAGUAAAAAAACCUUGUGGGUUGAGACAAAUGAAGGUUUUUUGGGCCAUCAAAGCAUUUGAAGUCGAAAUGAUGGAGCUGAUGGUCAGUGAUGUCAGAAGAGAUGUUGACUUUGUCUGAGUCACAGCUCUUUCUGGUCAGUAGAGCCCCUAAUUUCUCGGUCUGUCCGCUGCAGUCUCCCUGUUUUGGUCUGUCUUUUAACUCGUCUUACUCUCACAUCAUUUCACUGACUCCUCUCUCAUACAUCUAAAAACUGUUGCCCUUUCAUCCAGGUCAGUGUGCUGACUUGUGCCAAGAGUCAAUUCAUCGAUCAAAAAUGUGCAUGACAUGAAUCUCUGUCCUCGAGUGGAUAUUUAGAUGUUUGUGUGGAUCGCAGGGUUAAUUGGAAACACUUUAAGAUCUUCUUUUCAUCAUCUUGUUGGUUGUGACUAAUUAGAGAAAAGGUAUCUAAUUAAACCUUUUUCCAUCAGAAGCUCCUUUCCUUUUUAAUACAUUUAAGUAAUUGUGAAAGUGUAUAUACCCAUCAGUAUUGUAUGAGGCUUUCUGUAAAUUUCACUUGCUCUUUUGUCUGAUCAGACAAAAUCCGACAAAAGUAGAAAACUAUUUUUUUCUGAACUAUGUUUGAAUUGCACUAUAAUGUGUUUGUUAUUUAAAGUACAUUUUAAACACCAGAAAACUGUGUUUUUCCAGGUGUCAGCAGAAUGAAGAGCAAAAUAAAACAGAAACUUAUUUCGAGAAGGAGUUUUCAGUCAUUCAAUAAUGUUAUAAUUUUAUUGCCUGAUGAAAAUGGAGUGCAGAUGUUGCUUCUGGGAAAUGAAGGCUGCUCGAGGUAUAAUUAUGGGUUGAAAAGAGGUAAAAUGAGGCUUUUGAUGGUGAAUUUGAUGUUGUUGACAUGGCUGUUACUUUCAUAAAGGAUUCUGUAUGUGUGGGAUAGAAACAUGUUUUUGAUUCAGAUGCAAGACUGAGACCGAAGCUGAUGAGUGUCCUGGUAUUUUUACAUUUCAUGAGGUGUCCUUUUCUCAGCAAUACUCAUGUGCUGUCUUUUUCUCCUUAAAUGUCAGGCUCAGGGUGUGAGGUGAACAAGCUGUUAUUAUGUCAUCCUCUCAUAUUCCUGCAGAUCCUUCAGGAAUCUUACAAAUCCUUAACAUUUCUCUCCUCUUUGAUUAUCAGACAAAAGAAACAUCACUUUCUCUCCAAUGAAUGCUGUCUCAGCAGUUGUUUGGCCUUGUUUGUAUAAAGUAGCAUUGUCCAGUUUGUCCAAACAUAGUAAAUUCAUCAAACCCUAGUGGUGGAAGCUGUCCUAUUGGUAAUAUACAAGUACAGUGAAGUGACGCUCCUGUGUCACUAACUUGAAUAAAGGAUUGUGAUUGGGUCUGUACACCAUCUAUUGGUGGGGAAAUGUCAAAGACUGUAUAUACUAUGGACAACUUGGUUCCGCCUUCCACCAAUAUACGGAUUUGAAGCCAAAAAGCUCUCAGUAUUUCCGGCAUUUUCUCUACUCCCUGAGAAAAUCAUUGUCCAGUAGUGUUGUACUCAUUCAGCGAGAGAGUCACCAAGAGUCGCUGUGGUGACGCUCGACUCAAACAGUGUAUCCCCCGGGUGAUCUACACAAUCUUCGUACAUCCAUAGGCUGUAUCAAGUGUCAAUCAUAGAAAACGUGAACCCCCUAAUAACUUUUAAAACAGGAACUGCAGAAAAAAGAAAAAAAGAGGACUUGAGCACAAACCAGCCUUACAGUAACUACAUGUCAACAUCGCAAGCAGGAGGAGAAAAAUUGAUAUUCUGUAUAAUAAAAAAUUUAAAUUUUUUAAAAUAAGUCCAGCGCUCCAUAGGGAUUGCUGGAGGAGGCAGGAUUUAUGACCUUUACUGCAACCCGUCACCAGAGGGUGCUGUUCUCGCAGUGGCUUUACUCAGUGAGGAGGCAAACAGUGAUCUUACAUAGUUUAUGAGAAAUGUUAAGAACAGCAGCAUUGCCAGAUCCACAUGCCAAAUCAACACAUCACAUCCAUCUGAACCCAACUCUCACUUUAAUUUCAUUCAGAAAACAGCAACAGCUUCCAGAGCUUCUAGAUGGGGAGUUUUGUUGAGCUCUUCACAGAAAGGUAGAAGGUGUCGGAGGUCAGUAAGCAAUGUAAUGAUUUCUGAUUGGUUAGAAAGUUUUCCAAAGAGUUUUCAAACAUGGCAGACCUUACAAGCAUACAAGUUUAACUUAUACUAAAUUUUGUCACUCUAUGGCUGGCCUUGUUUGUUCUGCAUUCCAAGUAUCGAGUUUUGAUAACAAGUCUUUUCAUGUAGUAAGUAAUCACUUUGGAAAACACAAACGUACUGAUGAAUUGGAAGAUAGGUAAAGCUCUUAGAAUAUUUCUUUGCAAUCUUGAGCAAAUAUUAGGCAAAUAUGUUUGUUUUUUUCUAGAGUCCCAGACAGAUAAAAAUCUGGGUUUGCAACUACAGUUAGGAGAAUCAGUGUCUAAAUAACUAAUAUUGGCAAAGAUUUGUUGACCUUGUCACUGCUGAGAAGGGGCCGAAAUUGAGAUUUUACUGGCUUUAAACCCUAAUUAGACUCAGAGGAGCAAGCGAGUUCAGCUUUUAGGGGGAAUCAUGCAAAUCUGCAGGUGUAGCACUUAAAUCCAAGACAAGUUUCCCUUGAGAGGAAACAAAGUCUAAUAUCCUUUCAAACUGUAGUGUACUGUUCAUACUGUGUCUUAUAAACAGGGAUGAAAUAGAAUAUUGUAUCAUACCCCUUUGUAUCAUAUCAGAUCAUAUCCUUUACUUCUGUGUCAUAUAGCUUCCUAUCGUAUCGUACUGCAAUAUGCUGUUGUUUCGUAUUCUUUAACUUUUUAUGAAUAUAUGAGGGACACAUGAUUCUCUGGCCUCUUUUAAAGCUCUCUGUUUAACACCGACUCAGUGUGUCAUAAGAUUAGAUUAGAAAACUUUAUUGUUCCCCAGUGGGUAAACUCAUUUGCCACCUCAUCCACCCAUGUAAGCAACAUGGACAGUCCAUUUAUAAUAUGCAACAAGAAAAUAAAUGGAACCAGAAAAUGAAUACAUUUGAUGCAUAAUUGACACAGUUUUGGUGAGAGCUUUCAUGUGUUCAUUAUCAAAUCUGACGGCUGCAGGAACAUGCAACUUUCUGAGCCGCUCAGUGGGACACUAAGCAUCACCAGUCGAUCACUGAAAAAGUACAUUAAAAACACCGUGCAGACGAUGACCUUCAAAUAUGAGGACCAUCUUUAGUUUGGUACUACUUCUCUUCCCAAAGGUAACCUCAAGAGAGUCCAGAGUAAUGAGUCAAUGAUUGACCCAGCCUUUUUGAUCAGCUCAUUGAUUCUGCCCCCCCCAAUAAAUGUACUUUGCAGCCCUAUAUUAACAGACCAUACCCAUUUCUCUGUGGCCUUUUCACCCUCUCUGCCUUGUUCUAUAUGGCACGUAGCCUCUGGUCACUGCUUUGAAUGGACUUCAUAAAAACCAUUGUAACCAUCCGAACAAUAGUGAAGUAUCUAAAAGCGUCUCUGAAUGGGAAUGUCUUUUUCAAUAAACAUCUGAACAAUAAAACACUAAGGAAUUUCCCUAAAUUCUGUUUCCAAAAAAUAAAUAUUUCACAGUUGUUGCUGUUGGAGGAGUGAAUGGGUGUACCCAAUAAAAGACGAUUUGAUUUCUGAGUUUAUUUACCCUUUUGUGUUAUUAUUGUGCAUUAUUUUGAGCUUUUCUUGCACUUUUCCUUGAAUCAGUAAUAUGGAUUGUACAGAUUGUAUUGGUUUCAUUUUCAUACUCACAGUGCCUCAUAUCUUUGUUGGAUUGAAUGGAUUUCCUUUUCUUCUCCAACUGUGAGUCUGUAUUAGAUUCUUGUCUCUCAGUCAUUCCACUUGUUCUCUGUUAAUCUGCACAGACACCCCCUCUACUCUUCCCAAAGGCCUACGCCCCCACCCCCACCCCAGACAGCUGUCUCACCGCAGCACAGAGCUACAAUGUGACACCAUGCUAUAAAUAUGAGUUCACAUAGACACACAAACACACACACACACACACACACACACACACACACACACACAGACUAUAAAUACCAUCUCUGUGCAAAACACACUGCUGCAGUAUAAAUAUUUAAGUAUAAAUGUGUAAUGAAUUUAUUGAUAUGUUGCCCAUGCCAGCAGGCACUGUUUUGAACCGCAGCGUGGUGAACCAGUGUGGUGGGAUUGAAGUGGUGCUGAGGGAUUGUGGGAACGCAUGUUCCGAGUUAGGCUGCUGACCAAUCGGUGGGAUGGAAGCUGGAAGCCGCAUCAGAGAAAGAGCUACUGAUCAGUACCAGUCCUCAUAGCCAUCCAUCUCUCUCGUUUUGCUCUCUUUUUUCACUUUCUUGGUUUCUUUAUUUCUAUUUUUUAUAGCUUCUUUUUCACUGGAGUCAACUGGGACUCUUUCUGUUACUUUUUCCACCUUUCUGUUUCCUUGCUCCUUUUAUCUACAAGAUCAUACAAACACCUCUCUUACUUUUAGUGUUUCAGACUUUUUGGCUAAAAAACAGCAAUCCCUCUUUACCCAUGAUUUAGUCUAUUUUCUUUUAUCUCUGUUGCACAACAUUUAAUUAGCACUUGCACCAGAGCUUUCAAGAAUGUGUCUGAUUUAUGAAUGACAGUAUUUUUGGCAAAAAUUUGCUUAAAAUGUGAAAAAAGAUCCCACAGCUCCACCAACACUCGUGCAAAUAAACAGAUUUUCUGCAAAGUGAUCAACAAGUGAACCGCACUGUCAUUUAUUUAGCUCGUGUGACACUGAGUACAGCUGACAAGCUGAGCAAAGCACUGAGACAGCACAAGAUCAAUAUGUGAAUUUGAUGUAGAACUGAGGCAUCCAAAUAGUUGCAAUGUGUGCUUUCACACCAGACACUGCAGCUAUUGUAGUCUUGGUUUUAUUGGGAGUCGCCAGUAUCACUUCCUUUUGAUAAAAUCUCGAUUAACUCUGCUGUUUACUCAUAAAACUGUUCCACUGUCCCAGUUUCCUUCCUCAGUAGCAGUUGUUCCACUCUGCAAACUAUUACCCUCAUGGGAAACAGAAUAAGAUGAGGAUUUCAACAAAUACAUUUCUGAGCGGAUUAUGAACAAAAGAGUCAAACUUCCGAUAAUAUAGGUAAGAUGGCAAUUUAUUGAAUUAAACUAAUUAAGACAAGAAACAACAAAACUUUGAUGUUGCUCCUUUGGGGAACUCGAUUAAUGGCUUGAUUUCAAAUGUGUAGUCUCCCCCAAAUAACCUGUGUAUGGCAAUAGCUGUUGAAACAUGGCAUGUGGAUUUGUAAAUGCUCUGAAUCCACAAUUAGUCCAAAUGAAUGAGGGUUAGGGAUCAGUGAUACUACAAGUAAUACCCAUAGACUGCAUAUAGAUUUGACGCAGUCUGCCUCCUUGCUGGGUGAAGCCACCAUAAAAACAGCAUCCUCUGGUGACAGGCAGCAGUAUAGGUCAUAAAUCACGCCUCCUCCAGAAAUCCCUAUGGAGCUGUGGACAAACUUCAGAAAUCAAUUACACGGAAUAUAAAUUGGGCCUUUUCUGUUUAACAUUUACAUGAUCUGACUAUCAGAUUAUAGAAAACAACUAUAUCGCAAGUAGCUUUAGUUAGUAGUGUAGCGAGCUAAAAGUUCCUGACCAAGUCAGAAAUCUGGGUGUUGACAAAGAGUCAGCCCUUUCAAGAUUAUUAAAAGUCAGCCCUCUGUCACUUAUGAAAUAUAUAACAGCUUGAAGGACUUUUGUCUGGAGGAAGUGGAAAAACAUAUACAUUUAUCUUUAGUUGACUUGGUUACACUCACAGUGUCUUUAAAGGUUUUCCAGUAAACUAGCAGACAACUGUAGCUGAUUCACAUGCUACUCGAGUCUUCAUUAAGACCAAGAAAGCAGAUCACAUCACUGUAGUUCUGAGGUCUACACACUGACUCCCUCUCUGCCAGAGAACAGAUUUUGAGAUACUUCUGCUGGUCUAUGAAGCAUUUAAUGGUUUAGGACAAAAAUACUUUAAGUGAUUGAUCUUUUCAUGUAGAAUAAACCAUCCAGACCACUCAUGGCAUCAGGGACAGAUCUGCUUUCUGUCCCAAGAGUCAGAUCCAAACACGAUAAAACAGGAUUGAGUUUUUAUACUCCAAAUAUCUAGAACAAACUCCCAGAAAUGUCAGGCCUGCUGAAACACUAUUUUCUCAAAUCAAGGUUUAAGACUGUCCCAUUUAUGGCCUCAUUUCAUCAAACGAUUUUGAACAAAUUAUUUGUAUCCUUGUUUUAGUCAUAUAGAUCUGCCUUUUACCUUUUAUUACAUUUUAAAACUGUUAUAGUACAUUUAAAAGCUUAUUUUUUAGCUGUUUUUAUCUUGAAUCAUCUUAGAUUUGCCUUUUGAGUUCCCUUGUUUUUGAAAUUUCUCUAUAUUUAAACUUGCUAUGUUACCAUGUUGAUCAAUGAUGGGGGCAGCAGCUAACUGAUCUUCAUGUUUGGGUUGCAUCACUAAAACUCAAAUUAAAAAAUUGAAAACAGUUUUGAUGUAAAACAAGCAACACACCUGAGAUAACCUGUGGUGAUUAUGGUUAAGCACCAGCUAAACAAAAAUGGUCUUCGUCUAAUAACUUUAAACGUUUAAAUUUUGCUGCGUGUGAUCAGGGGGUCAAACAGCAAUUUGUACUCUCCACCCUGGAAGGAUUAGUAUUUAGUUCAGCCUCUUAACCCCACAAAAAGUCCUGAUGGGAGCUCUAAAAGAUGGGUAUUGCUCAAACUGUCUCAAACUGUUAAUACUAAGGUCAUUUCAGACAAAGUGGUUGGGCAUAAUUCUGGGUGAAAUGUGAAGGCCUUGCAGCAUCAGGCAGGACCUAUUAAACCCUUGACAUAAGAAGGAUCUAGUCCUUACUCAAAAUAAGGCUGAUCACCCAGUUGCUUUCCCUCUUUAUUUUCUGUACCAAUUCAGUGCUUAAACUUGAGUAGAAAAGUUCUUAUUCAGCCCUAUACUCAUGUGGAAAUUGGAUUCAUUUGUUGUUAAAUGCUUUGCUUAGACUGUAAAAUGCAGCAUUCUGAUUCCUUCAGCAUCCUGCUCAUAAUUGUGGUUUUUUGCUUCACAUUUCACCUCCUCAUUACCCCCCACCACACACACACACAAACACACACACUCAACCAGUUCCUCCUGUCAUUUCUCUUACCUCCCCUGACCUCCUCUCUCCUCUUCUGUGGACUUCCUCAUUUCUUAUCAUCCCCGCUCCCCGCUGUCGCCCCUCCCUCUGUUCUGUCAAAGCCACAUCCUCCUGUCAUUUAUCCAGCUCCUCUUAUGAGAGGUUACCGCUGCUUUUAUUAGAUUCAGGUUAGUGUGUCUAUCUGUGUGUGCACGUGGGUGUGUUUGUGUGUAAGAAGAACUUGACUCAACACUGUUUUUAUAUCCCAGCAUCUCUUUAUUUGCCCGUUUCUGUGUUUACCUUUGAGCACCAGUGUAAUCAUCUUGUCACAACCUCUUUAUAUCCUCUCCUCUGCCUCACUUGUGCUUCUCCCCUCGACUUAUUUGCUGUAACGUGUUUUAUUUCUCCUCAUUUUGCUGAAUUUACCUGUUUGUCUCCCUCGGCUCCCUUUUCUGUUUUGACUCUUGUUUGCGUCUUUCCAAUUUUCUCCAUCUUUCAUUCCUUCCUCUCUCUCUCUCUCCCUCCACCCCUUUGCUUUCUCUCCCUCUUUCUGCCCAAAGUUCUGCAGCCCAGCUGGCAUGGUUUUCUAGUGGUGUAGUAAAAUAUAAAUAUAAUAAGGACGUUUUUGAGCUGGUGAAUCCAUUCUGAGCAGAGAAACAUCACCACAGAGCCCACAGAUGUGGCACACACUCAGGAGAGAGAGAGAGAGAGAAAAAGAGGGGUGGAGAGAGGGAGGAGAAGAAAUCCCUCAAUUGACUUGAAGAGAGUGCAGCAGGAGCAUUGGCUGCAUUAUUGUUGGCAGUAUGCUGCUACUAGACGUGUUAUUAGGACACUUUGCUCAAAUUUGACCUGUCCUUGUCGACAAUUUUCAAGCAACUCUCAAACAUGGGUGGAAGAAAAGUCUCUUAAAGGGACCUGAACACUUAAAAUGAUUCUAAUGGAGUUAUAAAACCCAUGCACAGUUACUGUUUUAAAGCUAAUUUUCUGAAUGCAGUUGUAUUUAAAUGUCAUUUAAGUGCCAUUACACGCUCAUGGAGUCAAAGUUUUGUCAUAGUGAAGUGGCCCAUGUAGUUCAUUAUGACCAUAUUUGGAAACCUUUUAAAUCGACGUGUCACAUUCGCUCAAUUAAAGCUCAUGUGAUAUUUUAGGGUUCCUUUAAUGUCAUGCUGCCAAAAUGAAAGCUCUCUGCGUAACUUAACACUGAUAUUGUGUGGAUUUGAGGACCUAUAUGGCUUCAGUCACAUACCUGCUUGCUUGUGUUUUCUUCUUUGUGCUUCCCUCGCCCUGCGCGUGGUGUUUUAGUGUCAGAGCACAGCCUACUCCAGUCCCCUGGGCAGCUCUUUGUUUGCUUUAGCCAUGCGGUGGCUAGCCUAGCCGCUAACUCCAGGACACAUUUAGCCCAUGCUCCACUUUUAUAUCAUCCUGCUUUUAUUUUCCUUCUGUCUGAACAAACACUCUGCUCUGGAUUGGCCUUUAGCUAGACAAGAAUUGAUUCAGCUCUCAAACUUUGAUAGAUUUUGGUUAUUGUGUUUUUUUGACUGGCUGCUAUGUUAGCCCCCAGCUUAGCGAAUGAGAACAGAGUGAAGGCUCGAGGUAAAAGGGGCACAUUCUGUAUGUUUUAUCUUCUUGUCUUGGAAAGUUAAAGCUCUCUAAGUUUAGACAGAACCAAUCUGAUGCUUAGAAAUGGGGUAUAAAGACCUGGCGUUAGGUAUUUAUUGUGGUUUGGGGUUGGAUGCUGAAGUGUGUGGAGGGACAGAAGGAGGAGGAGGAGAAGGAGGAAGAGGGAUGGCGGUUUUUGCCACCAGCUGUUGUUACCUUGAGCAUAGCGGCCUUUAACCCCCAUUACAGAGAAUCACCACAAGCCACAAACACGCUAGCUUCCACUGAAUGCAAAACAACUAAAACUCGCUUGUUUACCAGCUAAUGUGCUAUGUACUCACUCACUCUUACUCAUUCAGCCCCCACCCUUUCUCUUUCUUUUAUCAUCUCCUCCUUUCACAUCUUGCUCCCUCAUUUCCCGAUAUGUUCUCAGCAGUUUUUCUUUGUACCACUUUCUCACCCUCUCUCAUUAUCUCUCUGUCUUUCUGUAUCAUCCUUUUUCUUCCCAUAUUUUUUCUAUUCAUCUCCUUCUUUGCAUUUCCUUUCAUCUGUUUGCCCCACUCAGAGCCUUUGUUGGUUAGGACCCGGGGUAUGCGUGGGUAACCCUGGUGCCCAUGUAAAAGCCCAGUGCUGUGGACUCAUAGAGCCCCAGUGCCAGUAGAUGAAAGCAAAGAGAGACUCUGGGGCUGGCACCCAUCUCCCUCUGUCCUGCCACCGUGGCCUCUUAUUUUACAGAGAAAAUUAAUAACUUUAACAAACAUCAAUGAGCCGGGGCCUGAUGCUUGGUUGGCGUGUCGGCUAGUCUGGUGUGUGUGAAUCUGUGCUGUGCACACAUGGCUGGAUGUGUGUAUUUUUGCUUGUGUGUUUGUCGGCCUGCAUGUGUUUUAAAGCUCAUACCUUACACUAUGUGAAAUAAGUUCACACAAAAAAAAACUGUAAGAGGGGAAAGUGACAAGUUGAUGAAAAGUAAUAGAGAUAGUUUUUUGUAUUAUGGUGUUGGGGCUUCACUCUGGUUUGGCUGGAUCAGAUUGCUGUUUUCUUGAAGGGCCGUGGUGUCCUUUCUUGAGGCGUGGAUGAACUGAAAGAUGGAUGGAUGAAGGGAGGGAGGGAUCAAUGGAUGGAUGGAUGGGCGAAUGUGACCACUUCUGAGGCAUUGUCGACAGCCGGGCUGAAUAGGCAGCAGGCCUGCCAGCAGCCACUCCCGUAUUUAUGAUCUUCAAAAGAAAGAUGACACACACAUACACACUCACGCACAACCACAAAAUAUUGAUAGUUACGGUAAAACACAUGCUCGUGCAACUGUGGGUAAACAACGAUUUGCAUAAAGAUUUCUGCUUGCUCACUGGCACACAUUAACCUUUGUGCACAUUUGUUGGCACACAUAAGGAGGUAGGCCAAGGAACCAGCUCUGCAGUUUGCACAAACCUUUUACUUACUCACUGAUAAGUAUUAACAUUUCUGUGCUAGAUAAGGGCGCCAAGUAAGGGCUCGGUGUAAAAUGUAAGGGCCAAACCCGAGGCAUGCGCAGAAGGGUUUAUGACCUAUGUUGCAGCCAAGUGGCAGCCUCUGGUCCUGAGAAAUGCAGCUGAUGCUGAAGUGCUUAAAACUGCAGUUCCCUGAGUGUCCACUUGAGGCUGGCUGCAGAAGGAAAUCACACGCACACUAACCCAAUAAUGACUGUUUUUAGAGCACAAAUAAAGGACAUUCACAGUAUGGUUCAAACUGUGCUAUUGGUCUGAAUAACAUAGGUAAUGUUAUUCAAGUCGAUAACAAGUCGAUAAUGGACUGGUUGAGGUCUCGCUACAAACAAGCGGCUGCUGGAAGAGAGUAGAUGAGUUGUGUUUCGUCUCUUUGCUAAAGAAAUAAGGCAAAGCUAAAGCACUGUUUUGUUGGCCAGUACUAUGUCUGGGACCCUAUAUGUACUGUUGAUGAAGUGAGGUGCUGUUCUGAGCAUUAUUUGUGGCUAUAGAGUGGCUUUUUGGUUGAGGUUUGUGUAUGGCUCCUCAGACCGCUGUGUAUUGCUAUUGUGCGGUCAUCACUAAAGUUGGUAUAACUAGGCAACAUUCAUCUCUCGAGGGGGUGUCUAACUUAGUGUUACAGUGUGUUUGACCCUCACUUAAUUUUACGCCAGAAUAUCCCUUUAACUGACAGGUGGGCACACUGCAGCUAUUUUUGCUUCUUGUAGGUUGAGUUAGCAUUACCACUAUUGCAACUGCUGUUGAUAGACUCCAAAACUCACAGUCUGUGAACACCCACAGUGCCCAUCUUAAGUGAGGACUACACAUCAGCUGUUUAGGGUUUAAAAACAUUAUCUGUAGGAAGGCAGGGGUAGCCAAAGGUUUCACCACUAACUCUGCGGAAAGAAGGAGUGAUUUCAUAUUAUGAUGGAUCUUUUAAAAUCUUUUUAGUCUUUUUCUUGAAGAUUGUGAUAAGAAAUUUAGGUAGUCUCAUUUCUGUGUGAUUUAAUGCUAGCGCCAACAAGGAGUUAGCUUGGUUUAGCCCCAAAGACACAGCAUGGGAAAAAUUAAACUCCUUUUGAAAGUAGCAAAACUGAAGUACUGACACUCCAUGACUCUUUAACUGAUAUUUUAAUGCAAGAUGGAAAGACCAUUUAUUUUCAAAUUUUCAUUUCCUCUUACAUACAUUUGUCCAACUAUUUUUUGACCAGGGACAGUGACUUUCUGGGGUUCAAAUCUUGCUCAAAGUUUGGAAGAAACUCAUUUUGCCAGUUUUUCCCUGCACAAAAAAACAACAUUGGGCAUGUCCAGACAUGUGAGAUCAAUUCAGUAUAGAUGUCUGUAUGAGGGGUGUACUGACAAAGAAAGGCCCAGAGGACCACAACAAAAACUAUUAUAAGCAAUAUUUUCAUGGAUAAUGAAGCCUAAAAAGAUUAAAUUGACUAAAUUAUAAAAUGCUCUUAUUAAAAUUAUGGCACUUGUCGUGUUGGGGUCGCUGUUGACCAGGUUUGAUCAAUAUCUAAUAAUUAGAGCAAAAACUGAAAUCAUAAGUGCACCGUCAGUCACCACACUGACAGUCAGAUCCUCUUCCAAUCAUCCUGGGUGCGUAGUAAAAGCUAACACAGGAGGAAGGUUAAAUGUGUUCAGGAUCAGCUUCUAAGCUUGUUAGCUCACAACAGAAGAAGGUCAGCUGUCUUCCUUCAUACUUAGCUGAAUCAUUAUGCUGAACUGAAACAAGCUAGACUUAAUUAAACCAAGUAUGCUAACUGUGUCUGAAAACUCACUGGACAGAUAUAUGAGAGCGUUUACCCCUUCAGUCUGAUUUUCAUCAAUAGAGAUCAGUUUUAGUAGUCUCACUAACUGCUCUGUGAGGCAACUUGUCACUAAAAGAGCCUUAAAAGAAACCAAUGAUCAUGCCCUCCACACCGGAGAGAGAAAUUUUCCUUGUACCAUGAGGUGAUGAUUCUUCAUCCGAGUAAAAAGACAGAUAGAAAUUAACAUUGGUGGCUCUAUAUGAUUCAGAUUUCUUUUAACCAGUUUGUACAGUCCAUACUGGGAAAGUCCUAAUGAAUUUACACUAGCGUCAGUUGACAGUCUAUUUCAGCUUAAAGGUAAACACAGCUAUAGAUGGCUGUUUACUGUGAGUGAAUCCCUCUCUUUGCUUUCCUCUGUCCCAUCAAGGCACAUGAAAAGCGGCGGUGCAGCAAAAAAUACUUUACAGUGUUUACCUUCACAAAUAAUAAAACAUAAAUUGUGGAAACCCUCAGCCGUGUACAGUCCUGCUCAUUCAAAGGAGGCUGCCCUGAGAAACAGGGGUGAGACCACUGAUUUUCAGCAGGCAAAUAUUUGAAGAGCUAAUUUGGUGGGGUCAGGUUUGCUGGUGUUGAACAGUGUGUGUGUGUGUAUGCGUGUGUGUGGGUCAGCCACAGGCAGCCACGGAGCCAGACAGCCAAAAGUUAUUAAAUUAAAGAUGUCCAUUUUAGGAAGCUUGUGAAACGAUGACAUUCAUUUUGAUUCUAUGGCGCUGUGAUCAAAGUCAUUAACAGGUUUAGAUAGUGAGUCAAAUAAUCAGUUUGCUUGUCAAUCAAUCAGUCAGUGAGCCCUCCUGCCAAAAGUCCAGGCAGUCUGUCUCACAGCUAGUAAAUUACUCCAUUACUGAGUCAGUCAACCAAACACUAUCAAGCAAAUCAGCCAAUGACCCUUGAACUUAUUUGAUAUUGGAAUGCAGCCGAGAAAAAAAAAAAAAACACCAUUGGCUACCUACUCUGGAAAACAGAUUGGUUUAAUUGAUUGUGAUUGCUUUGUUGUUUACAAGCUAAAACACAAAAACAAGGUUUUCAAGGGCACAGAGAGUGAGUCAAAGACAGCAGCUGGACACGAGAGGUGGCAGUAGUACAGGACAAAGCUACUGUUUACUAUGCUGUGUUCGAGUGUGGACAGGGCUUUCCAGUGCGCCCUGCAUGUGCCCAGGAGGGGCGGGGUGGGUGGCAGAGCAGGGACAGCGGGAGAGAAGGGAGAGGAAAGAGGAGGAAGGCAGGACUGGCAGGGUGCGGUCUGAAGUGGCAACAGAUCGUUUUGGAUCACUCAAAUCCCUCCAAUUCAACUGGAAAGCUGCAGCUUGUUGCGCGCCGGCCGCAUCUGGAGAGGAAGAGCUUUCAAACCAAGCAGCAGGGCUGGAGAUGUUGUGACAGUUCCCAGCGCAAAAAGAAAGAGAGGGAGAGAAACCACAACACUGCAACUUGGAUAUCAGUAACCACUCUCUCUCUCUUUAACUCUCUCACCCACCAAAUCGACUUUGAACCUGUUUGUUUAAAUACACGGACUUUACAGCCUGCACACUUACUGUUGAUUCUGUCGGGCGGUGGGAGCGAAGUUUCUUAAUUCGGUUCAGUUUUGUUUGGAGCUGCUGGGAACCUUUUGGUGUCCUCAUGGUGCCGGGUGCAGCCAAGGUGCUGAGCUUCUUAGAUCAGAACUUUUCGGACGUGAUACCGCGACUGUCACGGACGAUGGAGGCGGGAGCAGAACCGGAGAGGUACUGAAGACAUCUCUCUCUCCCCCGGGAGAGUCCUGCCUCCCCCUGGGGCGAUGCGGAUCUCCUUCCUCCUGCUCACCGCCUCUCUGUGUGCCUUGGUCCUCCUCCUCGCACCUGCCUCGGAGGGCUGCGGACCGGGGAGGGGGUACGGCAAGAGGCGGCUCCCGAAGAAGCUCAUCCCGCUUGCCUACAAGCAGUUCAGUCCCAACGUGGCCGAGAAGACCCUUGGAGCCAGCGGGAGACCCGAGGGCAAAAUUACGCGCAACUCCGAGCGCUUUAAAGAGUUGACGCCAAAUUACAACACAGAUAUUAUCUUCAAAGAUGAGGAGGACACGGGCGCAGAUAGGCUUAUGACCCAGGUAAGAAGGUCAGAGAAGUGAACGGGGAGUUCGUGGAUUAAAAACAUCACGCACAGAUGCGCAAAGGUGGACUAUCGAUCCCGUGAAAAGAAACAAAGUGCCCUCUUUCUGGAGUUUUUAAAUGGCAAACUGACAUUUUCUCUAGCGUGUCGUGAGAUGACUGCAGCAGACCACUCUCAAAACUCUGAAUGGACUGCUUCACUUCAGGCAGAUCAGCCACCCUGUUGCAUCUCUUUGACUGUUACAUAUUUGCCGUCAGUUAAAUGUUUAAACCAAAAUGAUUGAUUUCAUACUCGAAGCCCUUCGUUUCAUUCCCGGAUUUUACCUCUAAAAAUCUGUUACUGUUGUUCCUUUUGAAUACAUAUUUUACUCCAAUUCUAGACCUCAUUUUAAUAGAAAAUCACACUGUCUUUGUAAAUCACACUUGGACAUGUGGAAUUAACACCUCUAACUUUCAUAUUUCAUAUAAAAUGAUGAUGAUUUUUAUACUGGUUUCAAGUCAUAAUCUGAAAUUUUAGCACCGAUUCCUGUGCGUUUCUAUACGAUAUCCCUCGGGCUGUAAAAACAACUACAGUAGCUGCUUUACGCACAUGCGUGCCAACCUCCCGUUUUACUUAUUUCAAAGAAGAUCCUUUAAUCUCGCACGAAUUAUUGAGAACUGUAGUCCAGUGCUACCUGAUCAAAUUCUUGUAAAUAAAUACCCUCAGCUGAGAGGAAACUUGACCUCAAACUUUAUGUAAGUGUCUGGAAAUUUGCUGAAUCAUCCCAAGCAGGCUAGUUGUACUUUGACCAUUCACCUGACAGAAUCCACCUGACACAAAUGCAAUACAGUAAAAAUCUGCCUUUGUUACCAUGUGUUACUGUGGAGGUGCUCUCAUCAUAUUUGGUCAGACCGGAUGGAAACCUUGUUUAUUGUUUAUUCAUUCAUUUGUCCCUCUUGUUGUCCUUCUGUCUCACCUUCUUUGUCUCUGACUGUGAUUUGUCACAGUCACUUUGUUCCCAUCAUACAUGCUGAAAGCUCACAAUGUUAGUGUUCCUCUAAAGACGAGUAACUCUUGCUCACAUUGGUGCACCCAAAUUCAUCAAACCCAGCUCUUCUUUUUUGUCCCAUCUAUCUUCCUCUUCCUCCUCCUCCUCUCAGUACUUUUCUUCUUGCUUGUGUUGUUUUAUCUCUAACAGCCGACCUCUCUUUUACCCAUUUUAGCGUUGUAAGGACAAGUUAAACUCACUGGCCAUCUCUGUGAUGAACAUGUGGCCGGGUGUGAAGCUGAGAGUGACAGAGGGCUGGGAUGAGGACGGUCACCAUUCAGAGGAUUCUCUGCACUAUGAAGGACGUGCUGUGGACAUCACCACCUCUGACAGGUUGGCAAACCACAGGGAACAUGCUGUGGAUUGAAUGAGAUUGAUUACAUUUAAAAACUGAUAAUCAAACUGUUAAGUUAACAAGUUUGUCAGCUUAUCAGCAGCAUGAUGAGUCAGCCAGAGCCUCCAUGAACUUUCAGUUUAUUUGCUGAGUUUAAAUUUGAUGUAAAAACCUACACAUUUAUGUUUGAGCCAGAAGUCAAAUAGAUCCUGAAAUGACAACAUUUUAAAUGAAUUACAUCAUCAUGAUGAAUGUAUGGAUGUCAGCUGGUAUAUUCAGAGUCUGGUGCAGUGUGUGCCAAAAUCUAAUCAAACUUCAUCUGGACUUAGUAAAAUCUGUUUAUACUCUCCGUAGGGACAGAAAUAAGUACGCCAUGUUGGCUCGGCUGGCUGUGGAAGCUGGAUUUGACUGGGUCUACUAUGAGUCCAAAGCCCAUAUUCACUGUAGUGUCAAAUCAGGUAAGGGACGGACAUGAAACCACAGUUUGUGUGUGCGCGUGUUUGUGUGUGUGUGAGUGUGCGUGUUGACUCUAUAUGUGUUUGUGGACAGCUGUCAUUACCACUAAUGAGGUCGAUACCAGAUCCUUUGUUGGCAAUUCACUAUUGGUUAAACUCAACCUCAGUCGGGUGUCUGUCUGUGUGUUUGUGUGCGUGGCCUACUGGGAGCCAAUCAAAGCAGGGUGUGCACCUGGGCUCUGCAAUAUUUGCUCUUAUAUCUCAGCACAUUAAUAUAAUAAAUAUGGAAUGUUUGGCUGUUUAAUGUAGAAAAAGAGCUUGUGUACAUUUUUUUAAUUUUAGACCUGAAAAUUCCUGUGGUUUUCCUUUUUGAAUUUGAUAUUAAAUCUGUGAUGAGUUUUUGGCUGGUAGUGUAACAAGCUGAAAUCAAUAUUGAGGUUUCUGUACAGCCAGCAUCACAAGCAUCAUCAUUAAGAUAGAUUUUUUUCUUAAUAGUUAGAUUAAAUGCCUGUCACCCCUGCUGCAGGGCAAAUGUCAGACAAGGUGGUGAACACUGCCAAAACAGACACCCCAAAGAAUCACCUCAAGUUUCAUUAAAGACUUUUUAAAUGAAGGAGGAUAAGAUUUGUGUUUAUUAGCAAACUCUAGUUUUGCGCUUUAAAGUGAGAUCAGCUGAGACUUACACUUUUUAUACCUGGGCUGCCAAAAGCAACACACCUUCUCUGCAGGAGCUUUCAGUCACACAGAAAAUUAAAAAAAAAAAAAAAAAAGCUUCAUAGAGUUCAAAUGUAAAUGAUCCACCAAGUGAUAUACCGAGAUAUUUCCACUCUGUGGCUGUUUGAAGUCACAGUGUGCCAAACAGUGUGAGAGGUGUGGUCUGUUUGAAAUAAUAUCUGCUGCUCUGGAAAAAGCAUUUUAUGGCUGGUAUAAAAUACGAUGACUGAUAAGUGCUUUCUGAUGAGUAUUAUAAGAGGGUUUUAGGUUAUCAACAACUAUGAGGCAAAACAAAACAGAAGAGUGUCUGAAUACUUCAGGUUUGUAUAAAAAGGGACUUUGAUUAGCUUGAGGAUAUUAAAACAACAUCUACUACAUUUAUAAAACCUCAUUUCUGGAAAGGAAAAAAAAAGUGCAAGAAUAUCCAAAUAUAUAAAAAAAAUGUCCUGUAUGUUUAAAGUGACAGCUGACUGUCCUUUCUGCAACCCUGUGGGAGUUGAUUUCCCUUUCUCCUUGUUAAUAUUAACUCACAUCAUAAUCCAACACAAACUCUAUGAAACACAAAUCAAAUGGAGCUCAAAUUUCAACAAUACUUGGCAGCUUUUCAUCGCUUCAAAUAUUUUAAAAAUCCAUUUUCCUCUGUCUGGUACCACCAGCUAUUUGAUGCCAAACUACAUUCUAGCCCUGCACUGAGGUUAGUAGGCUGUAAGAUGAUUAACUCUCUCUUUGUUUUGCUGUUGCUUUUCCUUCAGUAGGUUUCUCUCAGAUCUCUUAUCUCAGUCUUAUCACCUCUCAGUCACAGCCCUCCUUUUUCUGCAGCCCUCAGGCUCACAGACACACAUACCUUGGGCAAAUAUUUGGCUGCCUUAAGACUGCUCUAAGAAGACCAUCCCAAGAAUAGACACAUACAUUUGUACGGGUGCUUUUCUGAUUUUGUUCUAUCUUAAAUAUUCCCAGCUAGUAUUCUCUUCAACUCUAUUUUUUCUGCCAGUUUACCGGCUUUUGUCAGUCUCAUAGAAAUGUGCGAGUGCUCUGUCUUUGUGGAACAGCUGAGAGUGAGGCAUGUGACUUCAUUUAAAACACAGUCCAAACAAAAUCCAGACCCAGGUCUGAGUCUGUGUGCUUUUCUCUCUCUCUGACCCCGAGCCGUGCUCUGACUGCAGUGAUACAAUCAGCUGGUUAUCCAUUAGCUCUUACUGACUGCCUUUUCCUGCCACCUUGUCUCACUAUGUCUUAGAGGAACAACUUAUAUAUAGAAACAAGAUGAAAUGUAAAUCACGUGGUGUUUUGGCAACAAAAAUGAAUGUCUACUGACAAAAAACACACAAAAAAACAUUUCUUUAAUUCACAUAAAACGGUAUUACUUCCAAAAAGACAGAAGACCAGCAAGACAGAUAUAAAAUCAGAUACUUGAAUGGGAGCUGGUCCUCUACAAAUUUGUUCACAUUACUUUUCACAUCAAGCCACAGCGUUUCAAAUUACAGGAUGCACAAAUCCCAUCAACAUGCUAUUUUUUUGUCACAUUAAGACUGCUGUUGUUUGUCAGGUGUGUUUGUCUGCGGCGCGAAUGAGGUCAAAGAAUAAAAAGUUUGGACAUGACUCAGAUUAUAUGCAUAUGUUAACAAUCUACCACUGAUCCACUGAGAUAAAGCUGUCCUUGAGUCAGUGUCAAAGUCUCUCAGGUUUAUUAGACCACUGAGUGAUCAUGCACCACUGUACAAGUCCAUGUGUGUCUGCUGUGUUGAGAAAAAAUAAAGGAAUGAGCUAAACUUCAUCAAAAACAAUAAUCCGUCUUUUUCUUUCUAGAACAUUCUGUAGCUGCCAAAACCGGCGGCUGUUUCCCUGGUGAUGCUCAGGUCACCAUCGAGGGCGGGGCUAAAAAACAGAUGCGUGACCUCCACCCUGGAGAUCGUGUCCUGGCCUCCUCAACCGCAGAUCCUCGGGGCCCUCUCACCUACAGCCCGGUCUUAACCUUUCUGGACCAUCAGCCAAACACCACAAAGAUCUUCUACAUUAUUGGCACCAGCUCAGGACUCCAUAUUACCCUCACAGCCGCUCACCUUAUCUUUGUCACAGACUGUAAAGGUGAGCUAAAUGAGGAAGAGACAGCUAAGGAGGCACUUUUAGGCUCUGUAGGGGAAGACAGGCCUAACUGGGAGGCAGAGCUGAGGACAGUUUUUGCCAGCGAAAUCCUGCCGGGACAGUGUGUACUCACCUCACAUGGGAAAGAGGGAGCGCAGGCUGAACUUUCAGUCGUCACAUCUGUAGAGGAACGGAGGAGCACAGGGCUGUACGCCCCUCUAACCCAGCACGGGUCCAUAGUUGUGAAUGGCGUGUUGGCAUCCUGCUAUGCUGCCAUGGACAAUCACCACUUGGCCCACUGGGUCCUGGCGCCACUGAGGUUCUUCUACAGCCUGAUGGGACCCUCAGAGCUGGAGACUGAUGGCCUACACUGGUACCCCUGGCUUCUGCAGAAGCUGGGGCAAAUACUGCUAGACGCUGGACACUUCCACCCCUGGGGGUUUGAGCAAGGACUCAUGUCUGAGCAACAGAGACAUGUCUCACUCUGAUGAAUUCUUUCACUUUUCUGUAUUCAAAGACCUAAAGCACAGACUGACUCUUAGGGUGGAAAAGUGUUUUCUUUUUUUCAAAAAUUUGCCUGUAUUUGCUGUAAAAAAAUCGAUUUUGUAAGGAGAAGGCUGAGAGGCUUGUUUUAUAGACACAGUGAGGUUUAGAUGAGUGAACAGACCAAGGUAAAGACAAAAAUUCCAGGGCAGGUCCAUAAGCUCUUGAUGAACUUGAGUACCAACAGAAAAUACUUCUUUCUGUAUCAAGAACUGAACCCUGUUUCAACAAGAUCCCAUUGGAAAAUGACCAAAAAAAUAGGCAUGUGACAUGAAAGACAAGACAAAACAAGCGAGUCAGUGUUGUUCAGAGCUUUAUAUGUGCAUUAAGUAUUUAGAUAGCUGCUGUUCACAGUCAGUCAUCACUGCAGUCAUUUGGUUGUUUUUAUGCUGUAUAUUCACUGACAAAACAACAAAAAUUAAGGGAUAAAAUCAUCACUAUUAACUCAGUGCAAACUAGCAUUUUGCUAGUGUUGCAUUGUAAAUUUUUGGGGCUCUUCAGAAAAGCUAAUGAAGAGCAGGGAGCGAUGAUGGACAUGGUCAGGUGGUACACACUUGAGAUUUACAGCAUUAGUGACGUGCUGACAAAGGGAAAGACUCACGGCCAAGCUGUCAGUGAACUUGAUGGUCUCAAACUGAUUAAUCGUUCAUUUAAACAUUAAUUUAAAAAGGUCUCAUUUUGUUUAAUGUUGUGUUAUUGUUUUAAGGUUUGUGAUUCAGGUCAGUUUCAUUGAGUAAAGCCAUACAACAACACUCAGGCUGUAUUUAACUACUGUAUUUAGUAACAGCUAUGCAUUAUAGUUGCCCUGUUUGCAGCAGCCAUGGUACUCUGAUAUCGCGCUCAGUUCAGGAAUCUAAAAUUCUUUUAUAAUGCUCAACAGAUUUUUAUAAGAUUUGAAGUAUAAAAUUUGUAGAUGCACUGAUUAGUUUCUCAGGUAGUACUUCGGAUUUGGCCGACACUUGCUGUUAUUAACUACAGACUCAUUAACUUUAUGUUGUUUCAUCAUCCAUUUUUCAUCAUCCAUGUUUUGUCAUUGCGAAUAUUUCAGAGUAUGAAAAUAUUUGCUGACUCACUGGGUGCUAAAAGUUAAGUCACAGCAGCUAACAUUAGCUUUUUGAAACUAUAAUGUUGAAUUAUUUCAUAGCAUACACUUAACUAUCAAAUGUUAACAGCCUGCCUUUAUUAGCUGCCUCAUAUAGUAGCUUUUCUAUCACAGGUGUGUUUUCACUGUUAUCUGAAUUGAUAUUUUUGUGAACAGACAUUCACAAACCUUACUUACAGCAGAACAGCAUUAUAACACAAUUUUCUCUUUCCGCUCUGAGCUCUUCAUCUGUGGUCGCUGGCUGCUGUGUGAAUAGGUUGAAAUAGUUUAUAGGUAGAAAAUCUUUGUCAUUACUAAGUUAUUUAAUAGUUUUCCUUUUGCAUGGUCUCUUUUUUAUAUUUCAUGUAUCAAGAAAGGCUGGGGUUGGAGUGGCAGAGACACAGAAAUGUUAGGUUUAAACAGUAAGCAGAUGUGAGAAAUGGCUCAUCAAGAACUGCUACACAUUGUCCAUGUUGAAGUUUAUUGCGCCCUUUUAAGUGUCACCUAUUGAGUGUAUUGGAACUCCAAGGCUUUACUCUAUAUGCUUACUAAAAGAUAUGUCACAUAUGUAUAUUGAGCUAUUGUUGGAGAGACUAUUUAAAGAUAUAUUUUUAGAAAAUAUUGUAAACUAAUAUUAUUUUCAGCAAUGUUUGCAUACAAUUUGUAUUUGAAACAUAAAGUUGUUUUUAAAGUAAACUUA